Anopheles bellator is the source of this 4803-nucleotide messenger RNA. RefSeq names its product cAMP-dependent protein kinase type II regulatory subunit (gene Pka-R2). Gene Ontology annotation, molecular function: cAMP-dependent protein kinase regulator activity. The coding region runs from base 555 to 1685 and encodes 376 amino acids. The record is from RefSeq and is a predicted model, not a curated record. Gene Ontology annotation, cellular component: cAMP-dependent protein kinase complex. Lineage: Eukaryota; Metazoa; Arthropoda; Insecta; Diptera; Culicidae. The transcript is spliced from 10 exons. Gene Ontology annotation, biological process: regulation of protein phosphorylation.
ACGCUCGUUUCACUAUUCACUCGUUUCCAUCUUGUGAAGGUUGUUUUAUUUUUUAUUUCCACCGUGCACUGCGCUUUCCGGCAUUGGGUUGGUACAGCUAGUGCACUUUCCUGCAGGAUACCAGUGAAAAAAUACCCGAAAACGAUCAAAGGUGAAUUUCUACCAGGCCAACGUGACGCAAAGUUGACGGAUCGGUUUGUUCUCCGAAGGUACACCCGUUCGCUCAAGCAACCUUGCUUCCACCCUGUUGAGAAAAAGAAAUAAGUCAAAUUGUGAUGUAAGUGCAUUUUUCAUCGGCUGGGAAUCGCAAAGGCGUCGCGUGUUCUGAGGAGAAACAUACUUCGAUCAGUGCACUAGGUUGGCACUACCAUAUUCGCGACCGAUUCACCGGUGACAACCUGAAGCGCACACGCAGUGAGUGCUGAGUUUAUCUCUAACAAGUGUUUGGUGUGGGCUCCAAAUUAUUAGAAUUUUGAUUGAAUAACAGUGAGUUUAUCAGCGAGUAGUGGAUCGAAAAUCGCAGCAAAUAGCAAAGAGAUUCUUUCUAUAAAAUUAUGUCGAGUCAACAAAAGCAUCGCGUACAGGUUCCCGACAAGCUAAGAGAUGUGCUGUUGGAGUUUUCGAUAGCCUACCUUCUUGAGCAGCCUGGAGAUGUCAUCGACUACGCGGUGGCGUUUUUUACUAAAAUGCAGGAAGACCGCAGAACAAUGGCAUCGGCCGAGCCAACUUCACCGGACGAAAGCAUUUUGUCGCACGACGAAGAACCGCUGGUAAAUCGGUAUGCAUCACGUAGAAAAUCGGUGUUCGCAGAAACCUACGAUCCCGAAAACGACGAUGAAGACGAAGGAGCAAGAGCGAUAUUUCCCAAAACGGAUGAGCAGCGGGCUAGAUUGUGUGAUUCGGUCAAAAACAUUCUUCUCUUCCGAUCUUUGGACAAAGAACAGAUGAACGAGGUCCUUGAUGCCAUGUUUGAAAAAAUUGUGGAAGCUAACGACUAUAUCAUCAAAUUAGGGGAUGAUGGUGACAACUUUUACGUGAUUGAAUCGGGAACUUAUUUCGCAUUCGUAGGUGAAGAACAGAAGCACAUACACACGUACGAUAAUAGAGGUAGCUUUGGGGAGCUGGCUCUUCUUUACAACAUGCCUAGGGCUGCCACCAUUCAAGCGCAAACAGACGGCAGGCUAUGGGCAAUGGAUCGUCAAACCUUCCGACGAAUCUUACUAAAAUCUGCGUUUAGAAAACGGAAAAUGUAUGAAGCUCUUUUGGACUCUGUUCCCAUGUUGAAAACACUCCAGAACUAUGAGAGGAUGAAUCUGGCUGAUGCUUUGAUACCACAAACAUACGCUAAGGGCGAUCGAAUCAUCAAACAAGGCGAUGCGGCUGAUGGUAUGUACUUCAUUGAGGAUGGUAAAGUAUCCAUCCGUAUUCAACAGGAUGCCGGCGAAGUGGAGAUCUCCAAUCUAGAAAAGGGAGGAUACUUUGGCGAACUUGCUCUAGUGACGCACAGGCCCAGAGCGGCAUCCGCUUACGCCGUCGACAAUGUGAAAGUAGCAUUUUUGGAUGUGGAUGCAUUUGAACGUCUUCUCGGACCCUGCAUGAACAUUAUGAAGCGUAACAUCGGGGACUACGAAACGCAGCUAGUGAAAAUCUUUGGCAGCAAAAACAACAUCACCGACAUUCGAUAAAGAGAAAUUAAAUAUUUUGCUAUCAAUAAGAAAUUUGCUAAGAAAAGAAUGACGAAAUCAUGAUCUUAAUCGUACACACAAUCGUCAAUAUUUAGGAUAACUAUCGUUUCCAGAAUAUUUUUUCCAGAGUAGAUGAUGCAAAAUGCGGAUUAUAAAACAUCAAAAAGUCACUCUUUAGUCAGAACCAAUUGGAAUGAUGUUUCACGAGUAUUCAAUAAGAAUAGUAACAAUGAAGUAAUUCAUCUGCUAAGCCCAGUUUUAGGUAAGAAGCGCUACAAUUUGUAUACACAGAGAAGCAUACAAAAUCAGGUAAAGGUGUUUACCGUCUAUCCGGGUGUGAUCGAGAAUCAAAAUUUCAUCAAAUGUCAUCAAAGGACACCAACGGAGAAAAUAUGAAAUAACGUUUCCAAACGUUAAAAUCCUUUUAACAAUCAAUAUCCAGCCUUGUCCCCGAUUGGUCAGCACACGAUGCUUCUCAAGUAAGUGAUGAGCUUGAAGCAUUCUUCCUUCUACUAACCCUUCCAAUAUUGACUCAAUAACGUGUAAUGAUUAUCUAUGAUAUCAAGGGACUUAUUUAAAAGGCGCCAGACGUUUCGAUCGGAUGUCAUGUAUAAAACUAAAGUUGAUGGAUAUAUACAGAUGUGUAUAAGGGAUGUUCCAAUGUAAACGGUACUUUUUUACAGUAGCGUGCUUUCCUUUCCAUUCUUUACGCCCCCCUUUAGCUUCUAAUUUGCAUCUUUAUUGAGUCACGCAUUUCAAGACAUUGAGCCUUUUCCUAUGUGGUUGUUUUUAAAUUUGUAAUCUUUUGUUUGCAAAUACAACCAAUAUCAAAUAUAAACAUACAACACAUUUUGAGCAAUUGGGGAAAUGUAUGCAAUGAUUAGGUGAAAUGUAGAGAUUGGCUCAUAUUCAUGUGCAUGUAAGUCUCUUGAGGAUGGUCAUAACGUUGAUAAUUACAUUAUGAAAGCCAAACUAUGUUGCUGUAGUGAUCGUACUUUCAAGCAGCUUUCUACAUACACCCAAUGCAGAUUAUUUGAAAUAUUUCUUUUCGUAACAAUAAUUUGACCAAGAUUGAACCACUGUAGACUGCAGUGUUUUACUUUCUUUGGAACUUCCUCAUUUACAUACAUAUUAUACCGAUCGAAAGUCUCCGAACAAUGCAACUACAACAAUGCAAUUCCAAUGUGAUAGUAUUUAAAUCCAGUUUAAACCGUAACCGUGGGGAACACGGUACAGUUUUUCAAAUUCAACCAACCGAUUCGUUCCAUUAAAACUUAUUUAUUUUGUUUAAAUUAUAAAAAAAUACGGAGGAAUCAAUAAGCAUAAACCAGCAUGAUCUACCAUGGUACACAGUUACAGGAUUAUUUCCGCAGCAGAAUUUCAAACUUUAACACCACACUUUACACUCUUGAAUUGAAUUUACAGACAAAUUCAAGUCGCACCCAGGCAUGAAUAAGUUAAACGAUCUAAUUUUAUAUUUGUCACCAUCUCUUUCUCUUGCAAUUAGAAAUCCAUAGACUCUUCCAUCUUAUCAUUGUUUGUGAAUGAAAUUAGUCAAGCAACAAUUCUGUCAUGAGAAAAUCCUAAAACCCGUCGAUUCUUGCAUUGAUCGGAGACUAAUGUGUAUGUAUUUCUUUUCCACCUUAUGGGGCAGUCUUUGAAUAUUUACGGCGUGAGCAUAUGCCUGUUGUAUGAAAUUUUGGUUUGACAACGUUUAAUAUUGUUAAGAAUAUUAAAUGCAAAAUAAUGAAAAUAAUUCUUAAUUCAUUGGUUGUUUGGCCGAAACUGCUGCUGGUCGGUUGAUAAUUUAUACCUAAUUUAUUGUUUGUUAUAUGUUCGCCAUUUAGUAAGACAUGUUGAGUGUAUGCUUAAGACGAGUUGUUAUUUAAAAAACCCAAAACGAAACGAAUUGGUUUUGUAGAAGCUCAUUAAUUACAAUAAAAUUUCGUUUAGUCAAAAUAGAACUACAAAUGAUGAGAUGAAACUAUAAGAGAUCAGAGAUGUUAGAUAAUCAGAAGUACAGAAUGCGUACAAAAAACUAACAAACUCUGCUUUAUACUGGAACAAAGAGAGAGCCCGAUUGCUUUAAUGUAGGACACGUGCAAGCACAAGCAGAAGGCAAUAUUGCAAAGAGAGGAGCCAUAAAAUUUUAAAUUUUAACUAAGCCCAUGUGACACCGGCGCAUCGUACUAGAAUAUCAAACGAAAACACCUAUGAUAAAAUGUAAAAAAUGCAGCAGAUUGCUUUGAAAAUAUGUAAAAACAGAAUAAAUGAUGUAUUAUUUUGCACGGAGUACUUUGACCACUUUGUACGUGAAGUGUCGAGCGCGAAGUUAAGCCGUUAAAGAAAAACUAACACAUUGAGGAGUACUUAAUUAGAAACAUAACGGCGUCUGAAAGUACUGCAGAGGAAGUGCAUAGCACUUAGAAAAAAGCAAACUAAUCGGCCCCUUCUCGUAUUGAAUAUCUACACUGAUGAAACAACUAAACUCGAUGAUGUCGCCAAUAGUCCAAUAAAAGUAUCUGUUUGUUAAAAAGAUCAAAAAAUCAAAACACAAAAAUGUAUUAUUAAAAGAGGAGAGCUUACCUAGCGAUAGUGUGGUUUGAUUAAUGCAACGCUUCUUUGGCCAGAUAUUAAUUUAUAACGGUCAACAUAUCAACUGUGGAAAGAUGCAAAACAUUCGAAGUAUAUGUAAGUUCGCGCGAACAAUUUGCAAAGCAUUGCACUUAAUUAGUAUUAGUGCCGUGCGAUCUUGCUCUUUUAGAUAAUAAUUGACCCCUUUCAAUACUAUUUGUCUAGACAAGUGAGGAAGUAUGUGGAAGAUUUGAAAGAAGGAAAGUUUAUUUCGCUGAAAGUAUAAAUUUACGUGUUCAUCAAACAUGUUCUUUUGCUCGAAUGAAAUGUGUGUCAUGUCGUGAGGAAGUGAUGAAAGAACAUAAUGUGAAAUGUUUUUUACAUCCAAUGGUCAUGCAAUAAAGUGUUGCUUUUAUCAUUUCCAUACACCCGUCGGUGUUUGGAAGAAAUGUAAAAUGAUCUAUUUUAACCAAAAGUUCUUUCAAUUUAUGUGUCUAGAAUGGUCUGGUUAUUGAUCCAUAAAUUAUUUGUAGCUACGUAAAAC